Messenger RNA from Aspergillus novofumigatus IBT 16806, 2888 nucleotides. RefSeq names its product Zn(II)2Cys6 transcription factor. Gene Ontology annotation, biological process: regulation of DNA-templated transcription; DNA-templated transcription. The transcript has 6 exons. Lineage: Eukaryota; Fungi; Ascomycota; Eurotiomycetes; Eurotiales; Aspergillaceae. Gene Ontology annotation, molecular function: DNA binding; DNA-binding transcription factor activity, RNA polymerase II-specific; zinc ion binding. Bases 367 to 2652 code for a protein of 761 amino acids. The record is from RefSeq and is a predicted model, not a curated record.
GAGCCGUGAGACCGCGGACCUGACCAUACAUUGACUUUAUUGGCCCGCGGGUGAGCUGUAGCUGACAGAUCAGAAAGGUACAGUAACUCAACUCUAUUCAUUAUUGCUCAGAAGGAUUGCCGUUCAAGAUCUACAGUCUGUGCACAAGAGAUUUUCCCUUUUCUAUCCAUAAGAACCCCCGCACACGUCAUUAUGACGUGGCCAUCAUGCCAGAACAGACCAGCACGAAUCAAUCAAAGAUAUGCGGAGCUCACCCCUACCCUAAGAUGCCUUAGUACGGCCGGAGUUGCGUUCCGACCAACCAGUGCUUCGGCAGCUCCGUAGUCAGUGGCGGGGAUUGAUGGAUGUCGCCAAUGCUGACCUAAUAUGGCAUCUGAAGAUGCACAAAGGAUCGAGCAGUCGCGUUUUUCUGACCCAGCUGAGAUUGUGCCAAAUUCGUCGUUCAGUAACGCAUCAACAGAGCAGCUACAAUCUGAGGAAGUGCCCUCGGUGAAAGUUGCGAUCCCACGACUCGCUCCUCCUAGAACCACCGGCAACCGGCGCAUCAGGACGGCAUGUGCGGCAUGCAGGGAGCAAAAAGCCAAGUGUAGUGAACAUCGGCCAUGUCUUCGCUGCGUCAGUUUCGGCAUCACUUGCACGUCGCUCGAAAGUAAACGCGAGAGUAGGGAAAGGCAAAUUGAAGAACUCGAGCAGCAGGUUGCCCUUUACGAAGAAUUACUGCAGCACCUACGAUCCAGAGUCGAUGUUCAAGAUGCGGAGCUUAUUACAAGGACAUUGCACAGAAGGAGCUCGAUCACUAGGCCUCCAUCCCCCGAUCCAGUCAGCGAGACACCUCCGACCCCUACUCAGGCUUCGUUUGCCGUGGACUACGUUGAGGAGGACUACCAUCGGAAUCAGCAACUGCAUGCAUUCGGCUAUCUAGGGUCGCAUUCCGAAAUCUCAUGGAUACGUGAUUUGAGGAAGGAAAUAGAUAGAGCUACUCCUUUGGCGGAGGCAAAGGCAGCUUCACCUGGCAACGGUUCCAAGGCACUGACCUCGGUAAGUUAUUUUCUGGAUGAUCAGAAUCUGUUAGUCGAUCAUGGUAUUGCCCCCUAUGAUCGUCCUUCUCGUACUAUUGGAGAUAGACUUAUACAUCUCUAUUUUGACGCGGUUCAUCCCUCUUUUCCCAUUGUCGGUAGGAUUCCAUUUAUGCAGCAGUAUGCAUUAUAUUAUUCCCGGCCAAAUAUGCGACCACCAGGCAGGUGGCUUGCGAUUCUGAACUUAAUAUUUGCUCUGGGGGCCAAACUCCGACAUCUUCUCUCAGAGCCGUUGAUGGAAGGUACCGAUGGGCCCUUGGAGUAUUUUUCCCGGGCUCAGAAGCUCAAUUUUACGAAUGGCCAGAUUUUUGAUCACCCCAACCUGCAGCAGGUGCAAGCCGAAGGCUUGAGCGCGUUUUGGCUCAUGUCAAUGGGGCACGUCAAUAGGGCAUGGAGAACCUGUGGUGUCUCCAUGAGGUCCGCCAUCGCUUUGGGGAUUAAUCUCCGCAGCGAGAGCAAGGACACGCCGAAUUUCUCCAAGGAGCUGCGGUAUCGCGUUUGGUGGUCCAUCUACACGCUGGAGAAUACCCUCUCUAUCAUGACUGGUCGUCCCACGAGCGCUGCAGAUACGUUCUGCACCACACCUCUCCCUAUCCCUUACGAAGAGGACCAAUUCCAUGGACCUAUCGCAUCACAACUUCUCUCGGACUACAUUUCCACAAAACCUGCACCGUCUGUAGGCCACUACCUGGCUUCGACCGUCAACGAAGCCGCACCUAGUAAUUCUCUUUACUUUCUGUAUUUCAUUGACAUAACGAUGAUUAUGCGGCGAGCCAUUGACGUGCUGUAUGCGCCAGGCGGGUCUGGAGAACCCUGGCCGAAAGUCGGCGCAGCAAUAGUGGACCUGGUAAGGGACGCAGACGAGUGGAGUAGCAGUCUUCCAGAUGUAUUCCAGUUUAGGCCGAUGCAGAAGUCCAAGCUGUUUGAACGGCAGCGAUGGAGCCUUGCCUUUCGCUUCUAUAGCACCAAAAUCACUAUUUCUCGCCCUUCUCUCUGCCGCACCGAUCGGCUUCGCCCCGGCCAGGUCCAAAAUCCCCCACUGGAUCAACGGAAGAACGCAAAGAUAUGCGUUGACUCGGCAUGCGAUAUCCUGGAUUUAUUGCCGGACACGCCGGACGUGCUCUGGCUGGUCCACUUAUCGCCCUGGUGGUGUAUCAUCCAUUAUCUGAUGCAGUCUGCGACUGUCUUACUAAUUGAGCUUGAUUUCUGCGUCAAGUUCGACGUCGAAGAGGCCGCUAAAAUCACUCUGAUGGUGGAGAAAGCUAUGGGGUGGCUUCUGGCAAUGGCUGCAGAUAAUCUCGCUGCUCAACGAGCGUGGGAGGUGUGCCAUAGCCUCUACUGCUGCAUUUCCCUGACGCCUGUCGACAGCAUGAAUGUAACACCUUCCCUCUCUACUUCACCGGAACCACCGCGGAGCAAUAUCCUACGAGCGAUGCGGGAUGGGCUGGAACUUAAUGUCGCUCUGUCGCAGAAUAUAGUUGUUCAUCCCACGCUGCAAACGAUGUAUGAUCAAUUUGUGCCUCGUGAAUCUAGUGGAACUAUGUCUGAUAAUCCUGGCAAUACCAAUUAUCAGUAGUCACCAGAAGCUUUGCGUGUAUCUCAUCAUGUGUGUUUUGGCAUAUAUAUCGGGCAUAACCGCAGCAGCCAAUAGAAGCAUGAAGACUAAGAUGCGGUAGCAUGAUAAGAUAAAUGCCUGACGUCACUAGCAAGGAGUUGGGUCUGCUGGGCAUAUUCUGUGGGGAGCCCCAAGACGUGAGUGUGGCUUGGAGGAAGAUGCCCGAAUGACCAUGGACCCUUGCAACAAACCAGAAG